GCGGAGGGAAACGUGACCGAGAUGGGGCAGUUAGCAGAGGGAGGAAGCGGAUAGGGAAGAGGAGAGGGAAAAGGAAAAAAAAAAGGGAAAGAGAGAACAAAGAAAUCGCGAGUCGGGAGGCGGCUUGUGCUUCUUGGGCUGCGGGGGGAAAACUUGCGGGGCUGCCGGAGCAGCAGCAGACGGCUUUGUCUAAAAGGGCUUGCAAAAGCACCACCUAAUCCUGCCGCUCCCCUCCCAUGCUGAAGGGAAGGAGGGAUCCUGGGAGCCGAGAGGGGGAACUGCUGGGGACUGCGGCGGCCGGGGGGGCAGUGCCGAAGUUCCCCGCCGAGCGCUCGGGGCCGGUGCUGGGUGUGGGCGCCCGCAGCCCGGGGAAAGCGGGGACGGGGGGGGGGUCCGGGCGGCCCCUGCCCUCGGUGCCCGGCACGCUCGGGGAUUACUGGGCGUUUCGAGCCAACAGCAAAACUAGCAAGAUUUCAAAGUGAAAUUCCGGAGGAAAUUUAAAGAGCAUCCGGAUCCGGAGAAAGACAGACAGAAAGAAAGAGGAAGGGAGAAAUAAAUCAAAACGUGGAGAGAAUCUCAGGCAGCUGAAGAAAGGACGGGAGAGAAAGAAGCUGAUACCCGGCAGAGAUGGGGAAAUGAAUCACUGUGGAGGCAAAACCAAAAAGGAGCCUCAGUCCAGCUAGGAGACCUGAGAAGGAAGCUGUUGGAGGAGAGACGCAUACUAACUCCACUGGCCUGUAGUCUGUCUUACCCUUACUAACAAAUGUCAACAACUAGGGAGCAGCCAAUCUUCAGCACCAGGGCCCAUGUUUUCCAGAUCGACCCUGCCACCAAACGGAACUGGAUCCCUGCCAGCAAGCACGCUUUGACUGUCUCAUAUUUCUACGAUGCCACACGCAACGUGUACCGGAUCAUCAGCGUGGGGGGCACCAAGGCAAUCAUCAACAGCACUAUUACCCCCAACAUGACCUUCACAAAGACGUCCCAGAAAUUUGGACAAUGGGCAGACAGCCGAGCCAACACGGUCUAUGGGUUGGGCUUUGCUUCGGAGCAACAUCUUUCCCAGUUUGCAGAGAAAUUCCAGGAAGUAAAAGAAGCAGCCCGUUUGGCGAGGGAGAAGUCCCAGGAUAAAACAGAGCUGACCAAUCCUGCCCUGAAUAUCACAUCUCACCAGGUACUUCCCAGCCCCAUCAUCAGCUCCAAUGGGCCAGGAGAAGACAAACUAUUCCGGAGCCAAAGUGCCGAUGUUGAGAUAACAACAGAGAAGGAGCGGCUGAAGAAGAUGCUUUCAGAGGGUUCGGUGAGCGAGGUCCAGUGGGAGGCGGAAUUCUUCAGCCUCCAGGACAACAACAACAAGCUAGUGGCUGCUCUCCACGAAGCCAACGCCAACGUGGACCAGUGGAAGAAGCAGCUGGCUGCUUAUCAGGAGGAGACGGAAACGCUGCGGCAGCGGGUAGCAGAACUGGAGUCACAGGGGGCUCACGAUUCCUCCAGUGAGAACAAUAAGGAAGAGCUGAGCCAAACCCUGGAGGAGCUGGAACUACUGAUCAAGGCUAAAGACGAGGAGAUUCAGAUGCUAAAGAGCCAAAAGUGUGGCCGAUGGGAAGCAGAGGGUGAGCGUGAGGAGACACUGCAGAAGCUGCAGGAGCUGGAGGCACGCAACGCAGAGCUGGAGCGGCGCCUUCAUUUGGCUGAGCAGACGCUGGCGGAGACCCUAGCCGAGAGAGAGAAGAUCCAGAACGAGGUCACCAAGGUGGCAGAGAUAAUGGAUGUGAAGAUAUUUGAGCUCAGUGAGAUCCGGCAGGGACUAGCCAAGCUGGUCGAGAGCAACUGAGCAGCAGCACACUCAUAGGAGACACCUCCGGAGGAGGGGAGCCCAAGCUGGGACUGGUCACUGACAGCAAUUAUGGUCACAGAACAGCCUCGAGGUCUGUUUGGGCAGGAUAUGCCAACAUACCAGCAGCUGCCUGGACAGUGUGGAGACCAGCCGCAGCCACUUACUGCCCACUGAACACCCAGACAGAGGGCAGAGAGGACCUGAGCUCCUGAAUCCUCUCCAGUGAGCAUCUACAAGUUACAGCCAGACUUCUCUGGACCCUGCCAUGGCUGUGGCAUGGUCCAGAGACAGCAGCUGUCCCCAUGCUGCCUUCCCAGCCUCCCUGCUGCCACACUGUGUCUCCAACGUUUUUACAGUUUUCUAGGGGAAGGGGCUGUGCAGCCUUUGCGUUUUUUUCAGUAGUUUUUUAGGAAACCACUUGCCUUUUUGCAAAUAAGCUGCCUGUUUCCUCACCUAGGGAGGGAGAAGUUCUAGCACACUGAGGACAGCAGUUGCUCCUUUUCCUCUUCCCCAGCCCUAACUACAUUAUGUCUUUCUACCAGGAUCCAGUAACACUGGUCACUGUCAGGAGCUUCCAGAGGUAGCAGAGUCCCCACUGCAGAGAAGGGUUCUUGUCUGACCGUGUGUCCUUUCCACUGUUCAGUCACGUCGUCCAGAGGAAAAAACUGCAGGUUUUAAAGCUCUUAUUAGUUUAACACAGUGGGAUAUAAUGACUUGUUAAAACUUUAAGCUGAGAAGAGCAGAGGCUUGGUUGGGAAAGGGGCAUUUGAGAAAUGGGACAUCCCUGAGGGGAUGGCCAACAGACUGCUAGAUUGGCAUCUCUCCUGGCCUCUGAGGGCUGCAGUUAAUUGAAAUUAAAUGGAGCAAGUCGCAUUUGCUCUUGGUUUCUUUUUUUUCUUUUUUUGUUGGGAAAUAGUCCACAGAGAUGUCCUGCUCUGUGUCAGUUGAGCAGUAUUCUUUGUGAAGGGUACGGGUCCCAGCUUGCCAUGCUUGGCCAAAUUAAAUGAGAACAGGAGGCGUUUGGAGCAUGCUGGGACCGGUGCCCUGCGGGGCCUGUGGGAAGUUUGUGAGUUAUCAUAAAUGUUGUCUAGUAAUGGGAAUUAAGCAAGGCCUGAGGGAAGCACCACAGAAACCUGGAAAGUUGUGUCGUCCCCUCCAGCGCCUGCUGUGCCCCCGUAGUUACCUAGGAGCAUGCUUAGCCCUGUGCUGAAUGACAAAGCAGUGUCUGCAUAGAAGUAGUUAGUAACCUUAUAGGAGUGUUGAUGGAUUUGACUUCUGUUGUUGGUUUUUUGCCUUCUUUGCCGCUAGAAGUUAGGCAAAGACAGCAGUAAUCCUGGGAUUGUUUCGCAGGUCUGCAGAAAUGCUGGUACUUAGCAAGCACUGGCUGCCCAAGUAUUGCCCUCUCCAUAUCCAGCCGAACCUCAGCAGACCUGUGGAAAGGUGGUGUGGCUCCUCAGGGCCUGCCUCUCCUUUCACUCACCUGGUGACCAUGAGAAGAACCCACAGCUUCCACGCACUGCCUGCAAGUCAGGGCAGGAUUUAGGUCUGGCACCUUGGGAAUCUGCUGGAGUGGAGAACUGCUGGUGACUCUGUGCUGGAUUGUGUCUAGGCAAAGCCCUUCCCUUUCCCAGGGGUGAUGAGGAAACAUUGAGAUUUUCAGACCUGCAUAGCCAGGGAAGGGCUUUUCUGUUUUGGGGUUGUUUCUUUUUUGUUGUUGUUUUUU
Molecule: messenger RNA, 3560 nt
Organism: Haliaeetus leucocephalus (bald eagle)
Lineage: Eukaryota; Metazoa; Chordata; Aves; Accipitriformes; Accipitridae
Gene: HOMER3
Product: homer homolog 3 (Drosophila)
Exons: 10
Coding region: 764-1834 (356 amino acids)
Biological process (GO): G protein-coupled glutamate receptor signaling pathway; regulation of store-operated calcium entry
Cellular component (GO): postsynaptic density; dendrite; plasma membrane
Molecular function (GO): G protein-coupled glutamate receptor binding
Source: RefSeq, a predicted model, not a curated record